GGCUGCUCCUUUGUUGUUGCCGUCGUCCUUUUGUGAGAGGCCAGUCGGCUAGUUGAUGUAUCCCUCCGUCCGUGUGUCGGUCUGUCUGUCCGUCCGCCCCGGAGCCUGUCUGCUGGCCGUGCUCCGCGCCCACCUGCUCCGUGUGCUUCGGGUGGCCGAGCCCUAGGCCUGCCCGGCCCCGCGCGGUGUCCCCGGGAGGAGUGUGACAGGCUGUGUGGGGCGCGGCGAUGGGGCGUGCACGCGGCCUGGGUUGCGGAACUCCUGAGCUUGCCUGGCCCCGACCUCCGCGGGGCGCCAGACCCGUGUGACCGUGCAGCCGGGAGUACACGUGCAAGGCUGCGGGGGUACCCUACAGGCCGCUCUCCCUGAGCAAGACUCGCUCUCUGGGCCUGGCCUGGGGCCCAGGAGGCUGCAGAGGUGCCCACGCCUCCGGGGGACGCUGCCAAGGCCCGCCAUGGAGACUCCUGCCCCGAAUCCCCAGGAGACAGCUCUGUCCUCACAGGACCUUGCUCCCCCUCUCAAAGGGAAUCCAGAGAAUAAAUUGGGCCAGGGUCUCCUGGAAGCCAGAUCUGAGGAAUCGGUGACCUUCAAGGAUGUGGCCGUAGACUUCACCCAGGAGGAGUGGGGCCAGCUGGACUCUCCGCAGAGGGCCCUGUACCGUGACGUGAUGCUGGAAAACUACCAGAACCUUCUCGCCCUGGCAGGGCCUCUGGUCUGCAAGCCGGACGUGAUCUCUCAUCUGGAACGAGGCGAAGAGCCAUGGCAAGUGCCCAGGGAAGUCCCCGGAGGGGAGCCAGAAUGGGAGCCCAGGCCUGAGGUGAAGGAGGAGCUGGGUCAGCAGUGGGGCCUCUACAAAGAAGAGCCAUCCCAGGAGUCGGUUGCGGAGGGGCUGGCGAGGUCCAGUCUCCACAGCCUUGGUCCAGGCACCGGGUGGGCCUGGGAGGGCCCCGUGACUGCUCUGUCACGAGGCGAGGCCGUGCUCUGGAGGCACACGCCUGGUGGCUGUGGGGAGGUUCCCACGGAGGAGCGGUGGCAGGAACACGAGGCUUCAGCGGAGGCUUUUUCCCUCAGGUGCACCCUCUUGGCCCCGCAGAGCGAAGGAACUCUCAUUCCUGCAGAGGGGGAGCCUCCUGGCAGACACGCCAAGAAUUUCCAGUCCAGCGAGGCUGUAACCCAGCAGCCGAGAACGUGCGUAGGGAGAGAUGGUGGCGAGUCCAGUGAACAGGGACAGCCUCCACCCGCCAACCAGUGUCGGGGUGCCGGCCCUGGGGAGGGCCUGUUUGUGUGUGGCCAGUGUGGGAAGGCCUUCCGCCAGAGCUCGUCCCUCGCCCUGCACCAGCGGUGGCACGCCCGGGAGAAGGCCUACCGGUGCAACGAGUGCGGCAAGGCCUUCACCUGGAGGACCAACCUCGUCGAGCACCAGAGGAUCCACACGGGGGAGAAGCCCUUCCUCUGCGGCGAGUGCGGGAAGGCCUUCAGCUGCCACUCGUCUCUGAACGUGCACCACCGGAUUCACACCGGCGAGCGGCCCUACAAGUGCAACUCCUGCGAGAAGGCCUUCAGCUGCAGCUCGCUGCUGAACAUGCACCUCCGGGUCCACACCGGGGAGAAGCCCUACAAAUGCAGCGAGUGCGGGAAGGCCUUCAACCAGAGGACGCACCUGACACGGCACCACAGGAUCCACACCGGAGAGAAGCCGUACAAGUGUGACGAGUGCGGGAAGGCCUUCACUUGCCACUCGUCCCUGACCGUGCACGAGAAAAUCCACAAUGGAGACAAGCCAUUUAAAUGCAACGACUGUGCAAAGGCCUUCAAUAACCGUUCACGCCUCACCCUCCACCAGAGGAUUCACACCGGAGAGAAGCCCUUCAAGUGCGGCGACUGUGGGAAGGGCUUCAGCUGCCACUCCUACCUGGUGGUGCACCAGCGGAUCCACAGCGGGGAGAAGCCCUUCAAGUGCAAUGAGUGCGGGAAGGCCUUCAGCUCCCACUCCUACCUCAUCGUGCACCAGCGGAUCCACACAGGGGAGAAGCCCUUCGACUGCAGUCGGUGCUGGAAGGCCUUCAGCUGCCACUCCUCCCUCAUCGUGCACCAGCGGAUUCACACUGGAGAGAAGCCCUAUAAAUGCAGCCAAUGCGGCAAAGCGUUCAGCCAGAAUCACUGUCUCAUCAAACACCAGAAAAUCCACUCUGGGGAGAAGUCAUUUAAAUGUAAUGAAUGUGGCGAAAUGUUCAGCUGGAGCGCCCACCUCACCGAACACCAGAGGACGCACAGGGAGGAGAAGCCCUUUGCCCUCCAGUUCAACAAGCAUUUGCUGGGCACGUACUAUGUCCCCAGCAGCGUGAUGGGUGUGAGCGGCAUGGACCCCAUAAACUCACUGGAUGUGGCUGAGCUCCUCUGUGUGGUUCCGCCCUCAGCCAGCAGGAGCUUCCCCCUGGGCAGCAAACCUGGAGAUUAACACUGUGUACUUGUCAUCUGGCUUCUGCAGGGUGACUGGGGAGAGCACUGGUUCGUAGGUACUUGCUGCAACAGACACCCUCUUAACAGUGGUCGUCCCCUCCCCAGGAAGGGACCCACUGCAGGGGAGUAGCGUUGAGGGCCAGCUGAGGACGUCCCAUGGUCCUGUCUCCUUUGACGGGUUCGUAAGUCACUGACCAGGUGACUAGAUCUGUGCUGCAGGUGAAAAGAUAUGUCAGUUAUUGCCUCCUCAGACAGGCUCCUGGCAUGAUCUCCAUCAGGAAUUCCAUCUGGGAACUGGUGUGUUUAGAAUAACACGAAGGAGUAUUAAAAACCAGAGUUAUGAAUGGUAUUCCCUCCAAGCAAAUGUUACCAUGUUCCUGGAGGGGAGAGUAACCUUGGCUGAUUGGAGUUUGGGAAACAGUGGAUUUCCUGGACUCACCUAAGUGGCUCUACUACAGGGUCAUUUGUUAGAGGUGCCACCGAUGUCACAGAAGCACAGACUGGCAUCAGAGUAGCCAGGUCCUGACACGCAGGCAUCACGCCUGGCCACCUGGUCUGCGGUGGAAGGUUGUGAGCGCACAGGCAGGGCCUGGUGCGUGCAGGGAAGGUGGGCGCAGUGUCGGGUGAGGUGUGUCUAGGAGCGUAGCUUCACCCAAGCUGGGGCUGCCUGGAGGGUCUCCCCACGCACCAUGUAGCUCGGCUCAUCUGCCCCCACAAGGGUGAAGCGCCUCCACAGAGACCACCCCUGCUCCCUGCGGGGCAGGAAGAUGGUGUUCACCUGGAAUCCUCGUUAUUUCUCCUCAGUCUAAGCAAGUCCAAGAUGCCUUCUCAGUGAUAAUACUUUGCAUUUGUAUAGAGCACUAUAGUUUAUGAGAUGCUUUUUAGUAUACUUUUCAAAUUAUGGAGGCAAAAUAACCACGUUUCAGAAAAUGUGGAAUAAAGGAGAGAAAACCUCCGUAAUUCUUAAUAAAACUGCAUUUUGCACUUUGAUACUUAUUUCUGCUUUUUUUCAUGUUGCAUUUUUACAUCACUUUAAACAUAGUAGGUAAUACCACUUUAAUCUUUUUUCCCCACUCAGCUGCAUAGAAGGACUUUUCUACGUGACUGCCUUGUCUUUGGAGGCUGCCUCUGUGUGGGAGCAGUUUUCUAUCAGAUGCUCUUCGCUGGAUGUUGAGGUUUAUUUCCAUGUGUUCUGCUGGUAUAAAUCAUUCUUCAUGGAGCAUCUUUGCAUUAUACUUCGUUAGCAUUUUCCUAGAGUCGGUUUCUAGAAGUGGAAAUUUCAAGAUAAAGGAAAUGAAUUGCAUAAGGAAUCAUCUCAGGACGUUGGCUGCAUGUUUGCAGAGCGAUGCCGUUCCGUUGUGAAGAAACCGAUCCACGGUGCUGGCCGGGUGGGGCGCCCCUGCUCGCCCACCCCCGGCCGCAGGCACCGUCCGAAGCUGAGUGUCCAGGCGGCCUUUGCUCAGGGCGUGGGGACGACACAGCAGUGAUCCCGGGCCUCUGCCACUCUGUCGCCUUCCUCCAGGGUGUCUGCGGGCUGGCCUGCCAUUCUGCGGUCCCUGGGGCCACAUCACGUCAGGCACGGGCCCUUCCAUGCACCUGUGUGGGCUGGGCACGCACAGUUUCUCUUCGCGGCUGCAUUUUUUAUGUACAAAGGUUUUCAAACUCUGUUUAAUAAGAUCUACUUUAAUAAGAUUUUUUUUUUAAGAUUUUACUUUAUUUAUCUUUAGUGGAGAAGGGAAGGAGAGAGGGAGAGAAAUAUCAAUGUGUGGUUGCCUCUCGUGUGUCCCCUGCUGGGAACUGGUCUGCACCCAGGCAUGUGCCCUGACUGGGAAUUGAACCUCAGUUUGGUUCACAAGCCUGCACUCAAUCCACUGAGCUACACCAGCCAGGGCUGAUUUUUUUUCAUUUAUAUUUUUCUUCUGCUCUUAGAAAGCCUCUUCCUUAAGUCCUUUUUUGGUUCCAUAUUUUAUAUUUAACUCUUAAAUCCUCCAUCUGUUCGGGAUGUGAAGCUGGAGGUCCCUGCAUCAUUCCUGAAUUGCCUUCCUCACCAUUCGCAGACCAGCCUUUUCUGUCACUGUAGCUCCAUGAUUCCCUUUACUACGUAGUCGGCCCGGGACCACUUUUUUAAUCGUUUUUUUUUAAGUUGUAUCUGUUUUUCCAGGUGAACCAGGAAUCACUUUCUCAGAACUUCUUCAUUCCCCUGCAUAUCUCAGUGGGAUUUUGAUUAGAAUUGACUAGUUCUUGAAAAAUUAAGUUCCUUAUAAUAUUGUCUUCACAUCAAAAAAUGUGGUAAAUAACUGUUCAUUCAAAUCUACCUCUAACCAUCAGAAAAGUUUUACAGCUUUCUUCAUAGAUGUCUUAUAUUUAAUCUUAAGUUCAUUCUGGUUUUGUGGGGUUUGAACAUUGGGUCUUCCUGUUAGAAGAUGUACCAGACCCAUGUCGACUGUGCGUGUCUUCUCGUGUGCGUGUUUUGUGCCCAGUGACAUUGCUGAGUUGUUCUAAGGUCUCUAACAGCUUCUCAGUGUUUUCUGGGUAAACAGUCAUAGCAGCUGGAAAUAAAAAGCUUGCCUCUCCUUUCCAUAUUGAUGCCUUCUAUUUCAUUUUGGGGGGGUAGGUCAAACCAUUUUACUGGGGACCUUCCAGGGAGGGUGGAAGGGCUGGGAGGCUGGAUCUGAUAUCCUCUGCCCAGCCGGGAUCUCGCCUCCCCAGCUUGCAAGCCGCUGAAAAAGCUACUUCAUUUACUUUAUUAUUUUAAAGGUUUUGCUUUAUUUAUUUUUACACAGAGGGGAAGGGAGGGAGAAAGAGAGGGAAAGAAACAUCAAUGUGUGGUUGCCUCUCAUGUGUCCCCUACUGGGGACCUGGCCUGUAACCCAGGCAUGUGCCCUGACUGAGAAUCAAACCAGUAACCCUUUGGUUCCCAGGUCGGCGCUCCAUCCACUGAGCCACACACCGGCCAGGGCCACUAUUUCAUUAGCUUGUUAAAACCCACACUGGCCAACACUUACAGAGCAUCACUCUGUUGCUGGCAGUGGUCAUCUGUGGCGGAUGUGUGUCCAUCUCCAAACACUUUGGCCCCGAGGCUCAGUCGUAGCUGGGUGGCCACACAGCCCCCUUCUGACCCAUGAAACUCCAGCGGAGGCCGGCCAGAAACUUUAAAGCAGUCUUUGCUUUCCUGAGGGGAAAACUGUUCCUUCCUCCCCUCUUCUCCUUCCUGUCUGGAACUUGGAUGCAAUGCCCAGAGGUGUAGCAGCCAUCUUGCAACCGCGAGAAAACGGAGGACAAAAGCCACACAUAGUGAAGUGGAAAAACAAGGCUCCUAGGCCUUGGAUGAAAUUUUGGAGCCACUGUUACAGCCACCAACAGUCAACUCCCUGAGUUCUUGCCGUUGUGAGGAAAAUAAACAGCAUAAGUCCAUGGGGCACUCCUCACGGGGGUUUCACGCCUCACGGCCACAGCCUCUGGGACUUCAUUCCGACUUCGAGGGAGACCAAGCUAGUGUUUCGCGGUCAGGAAAAUGCCAGCCGUCACCGUAACUGAUUGUUCGUCACAUUCACAAACUAUCUCUAUAGGCCUUGUUUGCUAAGGCUUUAAAAAAUCAGGAUUUGAUGCUGAAUUUGACCAAACGCCUUCCCGGGAUACCUCAGAAAUGGUUAUGUGGGUUUCCUUCCUCGUUAUAGAAACAGAGUUGGACGUGUAAAGGGAUUUUCUAACAUACUAUCUUUGUGUUAUUGGAAUAAACCCCAUUUAGCAACUGUG
This is a messenger RNA of Artibeus jamaicensis (Jamaican fruit-eating bat), 6216 nucleotides long. It is a transcript of the gene ZNF74, whose product is annotated as zinc finger protein 74. NCBI's taxonomy places the organism in Eukaryota, Metazoa, Chordata, Mammalia, Chiroptera, Phyllostomidae. The record is from RefSeq and is a predicted model, not a curated record. The transcript is spliced from 5 exons. Bases 455 to 2458 code for a protein of 667 amino acids. Gene Ontology annotation, biological process: regulation of DNA-templated transcription.